This is a messenger RNA of Cariama cristata (Red-legged seriema), 506 nucleotides long. RefSeq names its product leucine-rich repeat-containing protein 75A-like. The transcript has 3 exons. The annotation marks the transcript as partial. Lineage: Eukaryota; Metazoa; Chordata; Aves; Cariamiformes; Cariamidae. The record is from RefSeq and is a predicted model, not a curated record.
AUGGGCACCAAGCAGACCAAGGGCUGCCAGCCGAGCAGUGCUGGGGAGAGCCCCCCAGCCCACCACCGCAAGAAAGUACCCCCCAGGGAAAGGGGAGAUUUCUUCGCUUCCCUCGUGGCGAAGUCCGGCGAGAAGUUUGGGAAGGGUGGUGGCAGCAGCUUGCCCCCUUACCACCGGCGGAUCUGCAUGAUCCAGGACAUGCUGGUGCUGGUGAAGCAGGGGAAGCAGGAGGAGGCCACCGAGCUGCUGAGGCACCUGCGGCAGGAUUUAGGAAUGGAGUCGACCUCGCUGGAUGAUGUCCUCUAUCGAUAUGCCAGCUUUCGAAACCUGGUGGAUCCAAUCACUCAUGACUUGAUCAUCAGCCUUGCUAGAUACAUUCACUGCCCCAAACCGGAGGGGGAUUCCCUCGGGGCCAUGGAGAAGCUUUGCCGGCAGCUCACCUACCACCUCAGCCCCCACUCGCAGUGGAGACGCCAGGGCAUCAUGAAGAGGAAGCCGCAGUCCUG